GCCAGUGUGUAUGGUCUCUUGAGAAAUUCACUUCGUUGUAAUAACGCACUGCGCUAUUAUGUACUCACUAAGAGAUGAUACGUUCGUUACCCCGUGGAACUAACAGUUAUUGUACAAUAAGUGCUCCCAUCUACAAUAAGUUUAUCAAAACCGGGUAAUCCCCUAUUUUCCUCCACCUGAAAACUUGAGCAUUGAGUUUUCGGGAGUACCAGCUGGAGGAUCAAUCAAAAAUCCAGGGAUAUUUUCGAUAAACAACACCGAAGGAUACAUGUGUUAUAGAUAAAAGUGUUUUACAAGUGUGAUUAGCUGUGGGAAAGUUGGUAAAAUGGUUGAGUGGGGAUUAAUGUGAUAGAGGGGAGGUGUUUAAAAAAUAAUAAGUUUUCACUUUGGUUUUGUCGAUUUGAUUGGUUGGUGAUCGAGCGAUUGAAGGAUAAAGCUGGAUUAUCGAAAAUGGCUGUGAGAUGCAGUUGUGUACGAGGGAUGUAUGUGAUGAGGUUGAAUUUGUUGUGGUUGAUGAUGAUGGUGAUGAUGGUGAUGAUGAGGGGUGUUCGUGGCUCUUGUCACUGGUCGUCCGACGGUAAUGAGACGCGCUCGGCUGUUUGUUCGCUAAGGACUCUCGAUCCUUCUGGUGUAGCAGCGCUAUUGCCACCCCUAGAUGGUGCAUUCAGAUUGCGUCUUGAGUGCAGCAAUGUUCAUCAUUUUGAGAGUGUCAUAUCGGGAGAGAGUUGGCACCGUUUGAGCGGUCUCCACGAGCUUUACAUCGAUAACUGCAAAGUCCUUAGAAUACCGGAGGCUGCGUUUCAACCAUUUGCCGAGCUGAAAAAAUUAACAUUAAGAACUAAAAAUGCAGAAUGGAGUAUUGGACGGAAUUUGGAGCUCGCUCCGGAGGCACUCGCUGGACUGCGCGAGCUUCAGACGCUUGAGAUUGCCGAUAGCAAUCUCAGAAUACUACCGAGGAACGUUCUCUGCAGUCUCAACAAUCUCCAAAUUCUCAAUCUUACUGGAAAUCAAUUUCGUGAGAUGAGCGAGGUUGGAUUAGCCGAUGCACGGGCCAAUCGUGCCGAUUGUCACGCUGAUAUACGUAUACUAGAUCUGUCGCACAAUGAGAUUAGGAAUUUACCGGAGGACAGUCCAUUGUCGGGUCUUAGACAACUCCAGGAACUCUAUUUGCAGCACAAUGGAAUAGAUGAAAUAGCUAGUGAUGCACUGACAGGACUCACCAGUUUGCGGGUAUUCAAUGCCAGCUACAAUUCUUUGGAUACACUGCCGGAAGCGCUGUUUGCUUCGACGAGGGAUCUCAGAGAGAUACAUCUGCAGCGAAACGAGCUACGAAAUCUGCCCCGGGGUAUUUUUACCCGUUUGGAGCAGCUACUGGUUCUCAAUCUUGCUGGUAAUCGUUUAGGGAGCGAUACCGUUGAUGAAAUGUCCUUUCUCGGUCUGAUAAGGCUCAUUGUCCUUGACUUGUCGUACAAUUCAUUAUCGAGAAUCGAUGCGAGAAUGUUCAAGGAUCUAUUCUUCCUCCAGAUACUGGAUUUACGGAAUAAUUCAAUUACACAUAUUGAGAGCAAUGCAUUUCUCCCUCUCUACAAUCUUCACACACUCGAGUUGUCGGAGAAUCGUUUGCACUCGAUUGGACAACAAUUGUUCAACGGAUUAUUCGUGCUCAAUCGUCUGACACUGUCUGGAAAUACGAUAGUAAAUUUGGAUCCCCUGGCAUUCAAAAAUUGUUCAGACCUCAAGGAACUUGACCUGAGUGGAAAUGAAUUGACAGCGGUCCCAGAGGCCCUUCGUGAUCUCACCUUUCUGAAAACACUCGAUCUCGGGGAGAACAAGAUAACCGAGUUUCACAAUGGCUCCUUUAGAAAUCUCAAUCAACUGACCGGACUGAGACUCAUUGGAAACGAGAUUGGUAAUCUCUCCCGUGGAAUGCUGUGGGACCUACCAAACCUUCAAAUACUGAAUCUCGCUAGAAACAAGGUCCAGCACGUUGAGAGAGAUGCAUUCGAACGUAACGUCCGUCUCGAGGCAAUACGCCUCGAUGGAAAUUUCUUAUCCGAUAUUAAUGGAAUAUUCGCCAGUAUAACGAGCCUUUUGCUCCUUAAUUUAUCGGAGAAUCACAUUGAGUGGUUCGAUUACGCCUUCAUCCCGAGCAAUCUCAAAUGGCUCGAUAUACACGGCAAUUUCAUCGAGAGCCUUGGAAAUUAUUAUCAAAUUCGUGAUCUCAAAGUUCGUACACUCGAUGCCAGUCACAAUAGAAUAACUGAACUGCCACCCCUCUCAGUGCCUGAUAGUGUUGAAUUACUCUUCAUAAACAAUAACUACAUCAGUAAUGUUCACGCCAAUACAUUCACCGGUAAAGUAAAUUUAACUCGUGUUGAUAUGUACGCCAAUAUGAUUGAAACAAUGGAACUCGCUGCACUCAGAUUGACACCAGUGCCAGAGGGUAAGUUCCUACCCGAGUUCUACAUAGGUGGUAAUCCUUUUAAUUGCAAUUGCUCGAUGGAUUGGCUACCAGUGAUUAACAACAUGAGUGCAUUGCGACAGCAUCCACGCGUUAUGGACCUUGACAAUGCAAUGUGUCGUAUAUCCGGUCCCCGUGGUACAGCUAUGGUGCCAGCAUCAAUGGCAAGACCGGAACAAUUUCUCUGUCGUUAUGAGGCACACUGUUUUGCACUGUGUCACUGCUGCGACUUCGAUGCCUGUGAUUGCGAAAUGACAUGUCCAUCAAAUUGCAAGUGUUAUCACGAUCAAACGUGGAAUACUAAUGUGGUUGACUGCUCGGGAUUGGCAACCCAGGAUAUACCCCGAAAAAUACCGAUGGACGCAACUGAAGUAUAUCUCGAUGGCAAUGACUUUCGUGAAUUGCAGAAUCAUGUGUUUAUCGGGCGUAAAAAUAUGCGGGUACUCUAUGUUAAUGCCAGUGGUAUUGAAUCAAUUCAGAAUCGAACAUUCAACGGCCUAAAUAAUCUACAAACUCUGCAUCUAGAGGAUAAUAAGAUUCACGAGCUUAAGGGCUUUGAAUUUGAGCAUUUGGUGCACCUGCGUGAGCUAUACCUCCAGAAUAAUCUCAUUGGUUUCAUCGGUAAUCUCACUCUACUACCGCUGAGAUCACUCGAGAUAUUACGACUCAAUGGAAAUCGCCUAGUCACGUUUCCGGUUUGGCAAGUCACCCUUAAUACACGUCUCGUGGAGCUGUCACUUGGUGGUAAUCCGUGGUCAUGUCGGUGUAAAUUUCUCCAAGAAUUGUCCGCCUGGGUAUCUGACAAUGCCCACAAGGUUAUAGAUUCGAGUGAUGUAUGGUGUUAUAACAAUGAGGCAAGACCAGCUUAUCGUCGUCGUCUCAACGUCAAUGAAACAGCCUGCUCGGAUUACUUUGCUCAGGGCGGAGUAAUCGAAAGCAUAAUGGUCUCCGAUUACUUACCCAUGGUAGCAGCAACCCUCUCAGCUGUACUAUUACUCCUUGUAAUUACGGUACUGGCAUUUAUAUUCCGCGAGCCUGUGCGUACAUGGGCAUAUUCACGUUACGGCAUCAGAUUCUGGGCUAAAACAACACAACCCGAGGACAAAGAGCGAUUGUACGACGGCUACUUCUGUUACAGUCCAAAGGAUGAAGACUUUGUUUUACACUCGUUGGCUGUUGAGUUGGAGCAUGGACCAAGUGGAUUACGUUUGUGCCUUCAUCAUCGUGACCUACCUUGUCUACGUGCUGCUGCACCAGUUGUAUUGGAAGCAGCUGAGGCAUCUAAGCGAGUUGUAAUAGUACUGACGAGAAAUUUCUUGCAGACUGAGUGGUCGCGUUUUGAAUUUCGUGCUGCUGUACACGAAGCCCUGAGGGGUCGUCCAGGUCAGCUAGUUGUCGUGCAGGCUGGACCUGUCACACCUGAGGCGGAAGCUGAUCCGGAACUGAGGCCUUAUUUGCGAACAGCUACAACACUCAGAUGGGGUGAAAAACGUUUCUGGGAGAGAUUGAGAUUUGCAAUGCCACCGGGUGAUGCACUCAGGCGAAAAUCAUCAUCACUGUACAGGAGAAAUGUUAAUACGUAUACGUUGGAGGGACGACCCGAGAAGGAGACAGCGACGUUGCGUGUACAUGGCCAUAUACCUGGCCAUCAUCAUCCGUUGUUCAAGGAUGCACCGGAAUUGUUGCAAGCACCACCAGCCUACUCCAGUACGGCAACCCUUGGUCACAAUAAUCAAGUUAGACUCGAGCCAGGUGGUCGUGAUACCCCGGUGAGCUCGGCGGCAAGUCCAAGCCCCAGGCUAACAAUGAAUCGUGCCUACCAGGAAGGACCUUUGGAUGCUAUCAAUGAGAGCAGGAGACCACUAUCUGAGCACAUUUACUCUUCCAUUGAUUCGGAUUAUUCGACACUCGAGAGAAAUGCUUGGAGACAGCAGCAGCCACCACCACCAGGCCAGGCAUAUCUUGUGUAACUUCCAGUUGAUGAGGAUGAGAUUGUGCGGAGGGUCCGUAUGUCUCUCGGACUUAGAUUCAAUGAACCCUCGGACUGUUAUCUAGUGUAGUGCAACGAUGUGGAUUAUUAUGUGUGAACAAUUGCUUUUUUGUCGAUUGUCAUGGCAAAUCCAGCGGUAGAUUAUCCCUUCUGUUAUAGAUAUAACACUUUGGAAUACUCGUCGUUCACACCGGCGUCUAGUCAAAGGGAAUUGUCUUGGCUCGUGACGUCACAGGUGGACAAUUUCAUUGUUACGAGGGAUAUGGUCAGAGGCAAGUGGUUGUGAACUUCUAGAGCUCCAAGUGUUUUCACAAAAUCCAGUGAAUCGAAACGGUUGUGUGUUCUCUAUCUAAUAAUCGUUAUAAGUAUUCACCAUCCUAUCGAUUUUUCAUUCGCUCUCUUCCACUGUGUCUAUUGUGAUAUUGUUUACUGUAUUCUUACUGUAUUCCUUUUUUUUAUUUCAAACUUUUGUACGACCAUGGAACUGGAUUCUUAACCAGGGUGUAGAGAUAUUGUGCUCAAUACUUGAAACAUUUUUUUUUCAUUUUGGUUUGAGGGGCUUUUAUUGAGUGAGAGAAAGGGUUAAUUAAUUAGCAUUUUUUUUUGUUCGCUGGCUUCAAAGGACUGAUUUCUUUUUACUCAUUAGUCGAACACCUUCGAUCUUUAAUUAAAAACGUAGAAGCGUAAUAUUGGGUUCAUAUGCUCGCUCUAGCGUUUUUCAUUGAAAUUUUGAAUGAAAAGGGUGAGAAAAUCCCGUGGAUUUUCACGGAAUGUCGAUGUAUGUUUUUUUUUAUCCAAUAAAUUCUGUCGUCUGCCCGCCCUCAGUUUACGAAAUUAUAAUCCGUUCGUUAUUCUUUUUUUUUGUAAGAUUGUAAUGUACCGAUGGCCUACCUCGCCAAUGACUAAAUAACUUAAAAACAAAACAUGAUAUUAUUUACUUAAUUAAUGAACUUGCUUAACGAAAUAGUCACGGGUCUUGCGAGAGCAUCCAGCGUGACUCGGCUGUAAAUAUUUACUCCUCUAUAUAUAAUAUAUAUACGAAAACUGUAUAAAUUUUCCGAUAAAAUAAUGUUCGUAAUGAGACGAGUGCAGUAUGAGAGCGAUAGCGCUAAAAAAAUAUUUGACAAGAGAGCAACAGUGACGCGUGAAAGAGGAGGGUGGAGGGGAUUGAGGGGAAUAAUGAGAAUGUAGUUAGGCAAUGUUUUAUAAUUUUAUAUGACUGAAUAGCAAGGAAGAAGAAAAAAUUAGUAUGAGAGAGAUGUAUGAUAUGUACAUAUGUAACAAAUUUUUGCCUGAUGUAAGAUAUACUCGCCAUAAAAAACAAGAAAAAUUAUCCGAGAUGAACUAUUACUAAAUAAAUAAAUGUAAAUCAGAUUUAAAGUCAGAGAGAAAAAAAAACAGCAGAUAAGAGUGACAAAAUUGUUCAACAAAAAAUACGUAUAAACGCUCUUAUACGAUCUAAACUAAACCCUAAAUUAAAAUUGAAGAAUGAUGGAGAAAACCUAUGUUGUACAUUUGCUAUACUUCAAUUAUUUAAAUCAUGUGAAUAAAUUUAUAACUUACGUUAUCGUUUCAAUUUAAAUUAAA
Molecule: messenger RNA, 6038 nt
Organism: Fopius arisanus
Lineage: Eukaryota; Metazoa; Arthropoda; Insecta; Hymenoptera; Braconidae
Gene: Toll-7
Product: slit homolog 1 protein
Exons: 1
Coding region: 451-4431 (1326 amino acids)
Biological process (GO): signal transduction
Molecular function (GO): protein binding
Source: RefSeq, a predicted model, not a curated record